GGCCACUGCCCCGUCCCUAGCGGACGCAACAUGGCGGCCCCGGAGAGCCGCAGCUGCGAGAUUUGAACUACUCGUCUUGUUGCUGCUGCCUCCCUGACGAUGGCGUCUCCAGCUUCGUGCGGUUCGCGUCAGAGCCCAGAGGGGCUCCUUGGAGACCCCUCUUCACAAGAAGAUGAGGAUUGUGAUCCUGAAGAUCGUGUCAGCGACUCGGGUUCAUACUCCUCUGCAAGUAGCGAUUAUGAUGACCUGGAGCCUGAAUGGCUGGACAGUGUGCAGAAAAAUGGAGAGCUGUUUUAUUUGGAAUUGAGUGAGGAUGAAGAAGAGAGCCUCCUUCCUGAGACACCCACUGUGAACCAUGUCAGGUUCAGUGAAAAUGAGAUUAUUAUUGAAGAGGAUGAUUACAAAGAAGGAAAAAAAUAUGAACCCAAACUCAAGCGGUUUACCAAAAUUUUAAAAAGUAAAAAACUUUUACCUAAGCGCUACAAUAAAAAAAGUAGCAACAACAGUGGCCCGGUGUCCAUUCUAAAGCAUCAGUCCAAUCAGAAAACAGGAGUCGUUGUCCAACAGCGGUACAAAGACGUGAAUGUUUACGUAAACCCCAAAAAGCUAACUCUCACCAAGGCCAAAGAGCAGCUCAAGCUUUUGGAAGUACUGGUUGGGAUUAUCCAUCAGACCAAGUGGAGCUGGAGAAGUGGAAAACAGGGCAGUGGAGAGACGCUUGUGGUCCGUGGCCUGCUGCCAGGAGGAUCUGCCAUGAAGAGUGGUCAGAUAUUAAUUGGUGAUGUCCUUGUUGCUGUGAACGAUGUUGAUGUGACCUCUGAGAACAUAGAGAGAGUUCUGUCUUGCAUUCCUGGACCUAUGCAGGUGAAACUGACAUUUGAAAAUGCACAUGCUGUGAAAAAGGAAACAACUCAACCAAGACAGAAAAGGGCACAGUCGAACACAAGUGAUUUAGUCAAACUUCUAUGGGGAGAAGAGGUUGAAGGUAUCCAGCAGAAUAUCCUAAACACUCCUCAUAUCAUUAUGUAUCUCACACUACAGCUCGACUCGGAAACAUCAAAGGAAGAGCAGGAAAUUCUUUAUCAUUAUCCAGUAUCUGAUGCAUCUCAGAAACUUAAAAGUGUGAGAGGGAUAUUUCUCACACUCUGUGACAUGUUGGAAAGUGUAACUGGGACACAAGUUACUAGCUCAUCCCUUCUUUUAAAUGGGAAACAAAUUCAUGUGGCUUAUUGGAAAGAAUCUGACAAGUUGUUGUUAAUUGGCCUGCCUGCUGAAGAAGUUCCUCUUCCUCAGCUAAGGAACAUGAUAGAAGAUGUUGCCCGAACCUUAAAAUUUAUGUAUAGUUCUUUAGAUAGUGCCUUUUGCCAGGUUGAGAAUGUUCCUCGUUUGGAUCAUUUUUUCAGCUUGUUCUUUCAAAGAGCACUUCAGCCUGCUAAACUGCACUCCAGUGCCAGUCCCAGUGCACAGCAGUAUGAUGCUUCCAGUGCGGUACUUUUAGACACUCUCCCUGGAGUUCGAUGGCUCACACUUCCACAGGAAAUCAAAAUGGAAUUAGACACGGCGUUGAGUGACUUGGAGGCCGCAGAUUUUGCAGAACUGUCUGAGGAUUACUAUGACAUGAGGCGGCUGUAUACAAUUUUAGGGUCUUCUCUAUUUUACAAGGGUUAUUUGGUAUGCAGUCAUUUACCUAAGGAUGAUCUUCUUGACAUUACUGUGUACUGUCACCACUAUCGCCUACUGCCAUUAGCAGCAAAACAAAGAAUUGGUCAGUUGGUAAUAUGGAGAGAAGUAUUUCCUCGUCAUCACCUCCAGCCUUCUACAGACUCAAACACUGAAGUCUUUCAGGAACCUGAAGGGAGAUAUUUUUUGUUAAUUGUUGGCUUGAGACAUUAUAUGUUAUGUGUACUAUUAGAAGCUGGAGGCUGUGCAUCCAAAGCUGUUGGGAAUCCUGGACCAGACUGUAUAUAUGUGGAUCAGGUCAAAACAGCUCUUCACCAGCUGGAAGGAGUAGAUUCCCGCAUAAAUGAACGGCUAGCAUCUUCUCCAAGCCCCUGUUUGUCUUGUGCUGACUGGUUCCUUGCUGGAUCACAUGAAAAAUUAGAUAGUUUGACAACCUCACCUAUCCUCAGUAUGCUACAAGGUACUUCCAAAGUAGCAACCUCUCCAACAUGCAGAAGAACUCUUUUUGGUGACUAUUCCUUCAAGACACGUAAGCCCAGUCCUUCCCGAAACAGUGGAGGAUCUGACAGUGGUUGUGAAGGUGGAGAAGGUGUUGGCCUGAGCACCUACGCUACACUGGAUGCAGUACGGAAACAAAGAGACUCUCAGGGCUCUGAUGGUUCAGAAGAACGUGGGGCGUUGCUUAAGGUCACUAAGAAGAAGUCUACUCUUCCAAAUCCGUUUCAUUUGGGGAACUUGAAAAAGGACCUUUCAGAAAAAGAAUUGGAAAUAUAUAACACAAUGAAAUUGACAUCUGGUCCUGAGAACACACUUUUCCACUAUGUUGCCUUAGAAACAGUGCAAGGGAUCUUUAUUACCCCUACCCACGAAGAGGUGGCACAGCUAAGCGGCUCUCUCCACCCUCAGCUAAUAAAGAAUUUCCAUCAGUGUUGUCUCUCCAUUCGUGCAAUUUUCCAGCAGACAUUGGUGGAAGAGAAAAAGAAAGCACGAAAUGGUGGAGAUCAAUCAGGUUCUACAAAUUCAGUGUCUUCUCUUAACCCUGUGAGAGAACAUGGUGUGUUGUUUGAGUGCUCACCUGAAAACUGGGCUGAUCAGAGAAAAGCACCCCCAGUCAUGGCUUACUGGGUAGUAGGGAGACUUUUUCUUCAUCCCAAACUUCAGGAACUUUACGUCUGUUUUCAUGACUCAGUCACAGAAAUUGCCAUCGAAAUGGCUUUCAAAUUAUUCUUUGGAUUAACCUUGUAGUUGUGUUUUCUUGAUGUACAGCAACACUGUGCCUGGAGCAUUGAGUAGUGGUAGAAUUGCUGAAAUCCAUACACAAAGAGAGAAGGUUUAGCUUCUCUUCACUGUUCAGUAUUGAACAUAAUAUUGUUAAAUAUUGAGAUGACACGCUGUUGGAUUUGGUGCACUAAAUCUUUUGUAGUAUUGUGAGGCUUUUGAAAAGAUACUUGAUCAAAAUAUGAAGAAAGGAUUGUUAACUUAUUUCCAUUGUGGUAUAUAACGUUAAUUUAUUGGCUAGUUUGAAAUAAUGUGAAGUGUUUUAUAUAAAAUUCACAUAGGAAAUAUUUAUCUUGGAAAAAUGCUCAAUUCAUUGUGUAUUUUUCUCAAAACCAAUAUUGUAUCUGGUGCAAGAAUGAUGAAAUAGGGAGGACGUGACCAGGUUCUGUAACUAAUUAGUGCUGUGACCAUGAGCAAGUCUUUUGUACCUCUCUGAGGUCAGAGUUCUGUACAAAUGAGACGAUUGCAUUGAGGUUUCUAAAGUCUCUCUUAAGUAAAAUGUGCAUUUUUUUUUUCCUCUUGCCUCUUGGUCAGUACCUAAAUUUGUCAUGUCCAAGUACUGCUUCCUUAUUAGAUCAAAUACUUUUUAAAUAUUUUAGUAGAUACCUCACUGUAGAGGAAGAGUGGAGGAAUGGAAAUUAAACUUAUUUUUUUAUUUGUUUCAUUUCCUUUACUCUUUCAGGUCAGCUCUGUUUCGGGUAGGAUAUAUUUUUUAAACUAGUUGUCCAUAAACUUUCAUUGUUUUUCUUUUUGUUAAACUAUAUUCAGGCAUACACACACAUUUUAUACAGUUCAUGAAUUUCAGGAAAGCUGUAUGUAAAUUUUUUUAAUCAUGUUAAAAACACUGAAAAAGUUGGCUAAAGAAAUCCUAUGGUGACUUCCUUUGUUAAAUACUAAUUUUUGCCUUAUAAAUAUGAAUCAUUAUGUAUUGGGUUUUCCCAAAAGGAGAUGCUUUAAUGGGCAAUAAUUUACUUGCACUUUAGUAGAGAAAGAAAACUAAUGGGAUGAGAAUUUUCUUUGGCUGUGAGAAUUUGAUGGAUUGAGAGGAAGGAAGAACAUAACAAAUACUGCAUUUUUAAUUGACAUUUACCAGUGGAUCCUCCUGAAGUCUCCGAUGCCCCAAGACUUUACAAUACUGGGUUCUCUCUUCAGGACUUAAGCUUUAGAAGGCAAAUUAUGCCAGCACAUCCCAAGCCAGUCUCUGCAUUUCCCCCACUUCAAACAUGAGCCCUCCAGCUUAGUCAGAACUAACUGCAAAACAUAGUGGGUGCACCAUUUGAAACAUUUGGUUUUAGAAACACCAUUAUCCAUCUGUCAUCAGUUUAAGAGGUUUUCACCCAGGCAUUUAAGAUGCAGACCACUGUUAUUAGUCCUCUUAGUGACUCAUGGGCCUUAAUUUUGGCAUUCAAAGCAGGGCAAGAAGCCUUGGUUCUUGAAAUGUAAAAAAUGCUUGAAAUAGCCUCCCCUUAAGAUCACAAUAUUGGUCAAAUGGUAGACACUUUACUACUGUCUUAGGACUGCUUGUGUACAUACAGUCAUGCGCCACAUAACGUUUUGGUCAGUGACAAACUACAUAUACAAUGGUGGUCCCAUAAGAUUAGUACCAUAUAGCCUAGGUGUGUAGUAGGGUAUACCAUCUAGGUUUGUGUAGUACACUCUAUGAUGUUUGCACAAUGACAAAAUCGCCUAAUGAUGAAUUUUUUUCACAAUGUAUCCCUGUGGUUAAGCAACACCUGACUGUAUAUACGGGGUAUUAAGACACUUUGUUUAAAAAGUAUUUAUUAUCUCCCGAAACACCAUGAGCUAUUUUUAAUACUGAGAAUUAUUAAUAAAUGCAGCUAUUGAUCAACUCAGAUUUUCAAACAGACUAAGAACUAAGACUUGGGGUUUUAUCAUAGAGGACUUUUUUUGUUUCAUUUAAUGAAAUUUUGGUCUUUUGAACUGCUUUCCUGGUGUCAAGGAAUCAUGAGACCACUGCUCAAUAACUGAAAUAAAAAGUUAUUUUUGUAGCAGACUACUAAUCUUAAUAAGGGGAAAAUCAUUUGCUAUAUUGUAGAUGUAUACUGUAAUGUCCAUGUUGCAGAGACACUGCAGUUUAAAGAAAUAAAACCAAACAUUAUCUUGGUUUUCAUCUCUAAAUGGAUAUUGAAGCAAGCAUUGUAAGUAAGAAUUGUAAGUAAACUUACCUGCCAGUUUUUCCAAAUAUGUUCAGAUUCACAUCUGAAAGUAGAUCAGUCUCAUUAUUGGACAAUAAGUGUCUAUCUGCCACUUUAUUAAAUAAAGGGGGACAAAGUGACGGUGCAGAUACUCCAGAGGUAUGCUUUAGCAGAUACAGAAACAUCCAAGUUGGAUUUUAUUAGCAUCCUGCAAAUGUUCCCUUUCACCAAAGACUAUUAAUGCAAACAAUUAUAUAACUACCGUUUAUAAAAAUAUCAAGUACUGUCUUAUCACCAUCAUAUAUUUUUUAGCCCCCAAAAUUACAUUUUAGAUUCCAGCCCCCGCCCUUCUCCCUCCCUCCCCUUUUUUUUGUCAGAUUAGAGAAGUGUACUCAGCAAGGGAGAGUUUCUUAUUUGUGCCAAGGGACUGAUGAUGAUGCUUACCAGCAAGAUAGUAAAUUUGCCAUGGCUGCUUUUUUAUAUUUCUAAUACAAAUGGGAAAAUCUGUGAAACCAAUUUACUAAGUUUGUCUGCUUUGAAUAUUCUUGAAAAUAAUAUUAUGAAUAAUUAUUUGUUGUCUGUGUGAGUUCCCUCUAAAUAGUGCCUGGCACAUGUUAGGGGCUCUAAAAGUGUUAGCUACUACUGCUACCACCAUGUAUUAUUAUUAUUGUUAAAUAUCCAUUGGUUGAAAACCAAGGAGUCAGCUAAAUCAUACCUGCUUCUGUACAAAAUGUUGGACAGAAGCUGAGAAAAAGUAUUCAGCACUAAACACUUUUGAGAACAAGCAAUUAUACUUUGGAUAUUUUAAAAUAUAUUAUUAAAUGUUACUAAGACAUUAAUCUAUACACUAAACUGUGUGAAAAUAAUUUAAUUUUGUAGAGUUGCAUUUCUAUAUUCUAUAUAAUGGAAGCUAUUUUAAUAAAAUAUUGAUAGUUUUUAAUAAAGAUGGUUUGGAAGUUU
Diceros bicornis minor is the source of this 6074-nucleotide messenger RNA. It is a transcript of the gene INTU, whose product is annotated as inturned planar cell polarity protein. NCBI's taxonomy places the organism in Eukaryota, Metazoa, Chordata, Mammalia, Perissodactyla, Rhinocerotidae. Gene Ontology annotation, molecular function: protein binding. The record is from RefSeq and is a predicted model, not a curated record. Gene Ontology annotation, biological process: vesicle-mediated transport; cilium assembly; establishment of planar polarity. The transcript has 16 exons. The coding region runs from base 100 to 2925 and encodes 941 amino acids. Gene Ontology annotation, cellular component: cilium; cytoplasm.